AUUAUCCCUCAAAAUGAAGAUGUUGAGGAAAAUGAAGACAACUCUGCGCCCGAGUCCUGCUACUCUGAGGCCGAGAAGACAAUUCAGUUUCCUGGGACUAGAAACACAACAAGAACAGCACUCAGGAACAUUUCCAUCUUGCACCUUUUCACACAUGCCACAGCAAUGCCGCAAUAGACAGGGCAAGGGACAGUCCAGCAGAUGGUGAUCAUGCAACACUUAUGGAUGCCAACUGCCAUAAAACUCAACAGAAGAAGAAGAAGAUGAUUGGGGUAAGGCCCACGGUCUGGUUGCUCUGUGCCAGCUCUGCCGCUUGAGACUAGAAAUAAUGAGCAACAAGAAGGUACAUUUUGAACGUGCAUCCACCAGUUAAUGAAUUGAAGCAAUGGGACUUACUUUAUUCAGCUCUGAGGUCUGGUCACUCUGACCCUGCACAGUCAGGAGCUGCUGCUGCUCCUGCAGGGCUGAUUCCAGGCUGUCCACCUCCUCCUGCAGAGACGCCACCUGAGACAAACACACAUACUCUGAGUUUUGGAGCCAAAACUUUUUGAGAGAAAGAGCACAGAGGGAGGAUAGCGGCAGCAACUGGGGAAAAGAGGAUCAGUGAAGUGUGCAGACUCCAGGGCACUGAAGCUAACGGGAUACCAGGCUCUUCCUCACACAUUCAAGCAGCCAUGGUAUUCCUCCUCGUAUCCUUAACCGUGCUGCAUCUGGUCACCUUGGCCAUGCUCCUCAUCGCCACCCUGGAGAAGUCCUGGUGGAUAUGGGCUGAUUCAGAAAUCACAGACCUCUGGUAUAACUGUUUCCAUGAUAAUGCCACACAAACCUGGUUGUGUGCUGCUACCAAUGACAGUGACUGGCUGCAGUCUGUCCAGGCCCUCAUGGUCCUCUCUGUGGUCUUCUCCUCCAUCUCCUUCCUGGUUUUUCUGGGUCAGCUGUUCACAAUGUCCAGAGGAGGCCUCUUCUACUUCACAGGCCUCUGUCAGGCCUUUGCAGGUUUCACAGACUUUGCUGCUUGCCUUAUUUUCACCUUCCACAGAAAAGAGAUCUUACAUGAUUCCAGAGAUCUGAGCAAAGGACGCUUUGGCUACUGCUUUAUCCUGGCAUGGUUGUGUGUUCCUCUCCUUCUCAUAAGUGGAGUCCUGUACGUCCACCUGCGCAAGAAGCAGUGAGAUGAAAAACCGAACCACUGCGCAGAGUGACGCUCUACACUCUUUAUCACUCUCAGUUAACAGCGAGCCCGCUUAUGGAAAUGAGAUGGCUGAAAAUUAAAUACCUCUAAAUGAUACUAUUCAAUCAUUAUGUUGUCAUGUUGGCAUUUCUGCUUGUCAAAAACUUUGUUGUAAACACUGUAACUCCUUUUAAUGCCACACGUUAUAUGAAGGAUGUUGACAUAGAAACAGUAGCUAAUCAAUGCAUAGUUGUAUUUUGUACAUAAUUGUGUUUACUUAUUAAAAGCGCAAUACACUGAA
Messenger RNA from Thunnus maccoyii (southern bluefin tuna), 1472 nucleotides. RefSeq names its product epithelial membrane protein 3a (gene emp3a). Bases 675 to 1172 code for a protein of 165 amino acids. NCBI's taxonomy places the organism in Eukaryota, Metazoa, Chordata, Actinopteri, Scombriformes, Scombridae. The transcript is spliced from 10 exons. Gene Ontology annotation, cellular component: plasma membrane. The record is from RefSeq and is a predicted model, not a curated record.